Messenger RNA from Macaca mulatta (Rhesus monkey), 1683 nucleotides. It is a transcript of the gene UFD1, whose product is annotated as ubiquitin recognition factor in ER associated degradation 1. Gene Ontology annotation, biological process: ERAD pathway; ubiquitin-dependent protein catabolic process. Lineage: Eukaryota; Metazoa; Chordata; Mammalia; Primates; Cercopithecidae. The record is from RefSeq and is marked provisional. Gene Ontology annotation, molecular function: polyubiquitin modification-dependent protein binding. Gene Ontology annotation, cellular component: VCP-NPL4-UFD1 AAA ATPase complex.
AUUGCCGGAGAGAAGCGGAGUCUCCGAGGUGGUGUCCAUCAUGUUCUCUUUCAACAUGUUCGACCACCCGAUUCCCAGGGUCUUCCAAAACCGCUUCUCCACACAGUACCGCUGCUUCUCUGUGUCCAUGCUAGCAGGGCCUAAUGACAGGUCAGAUGUGGAGAAAGGAGGGAAGAUAAUUAUGCCGCCCUCAGCCCUGGACCAACUCAGCCGACUUAAUAUUACCUAUCCCAUGCUGUUCAAACUGACCAAUAAGAAUUCGGACCGCAUGACGCAUUGUGGCGUGCUGGAGUUUGUGGCUGAUGAGGGCAUCUGCUACCUCCCACACUGGAUGAUGCAGAACUUGCUCUUGGAAGAAGGUGGCCUGGUCCAGGUGGAGAGUGUCAACCUUCAAGUGGCCACCUACUCCAAAUUCCAGCCUCAGAGCCCUGACUUCCUGGACAUCACCAACCCCAAAGCCGUAUUAGAAAAUGCACUUAGGAACUUUGCCUGUCUGACCACCGGGGAUGUGAUUGCCAUCAACUAUAAUGAAAAGAUCUACGAACUGCGUGUGAUGGAGACCAAACCUGACAAGGCAGUGUCCAUCAUUGAGUGUGACAUGAACGUGGACUUUGAUGCUCCCCUGGGCUACAAAGAACCCGAAAGACAAGUCCAGCAUGAGGAGUCGACAGAAGGUGAAGCCGGCCACAGUGGCUAUGCUGGAGAGCUGGGCUUCCGCGCUUUCUCCGGCUCUGGCAAUAGACUGGAUGGAAAGAAGAAAGGGGUGGAGCCCAGCCCCUCCCCAAUCAAGCCUGGAGAUAUUAAAAGAGGAAUUCCCAAUUAUGAAUUUAAACUUGGUAAGAUAACUUUCAUCAGAAAUUCACGUCCCCUUGUCAAAAAGGUUGAAGAGGAUGAAGCUGGAGGCAGAUUCGUCGCUUUCUCUGGAGAAGGACAGUCGUUGCGUAAGAAGGGAAGAAAGCCCUAAGUGAGGACUGUUGGCUGACUGGAAAAUAAUAAAAGAAUAAAUUGCAACAUCUUGGCUUUUAGUUACUGGCACUGACAGGGAUGAGCCUCAUCAGAAUACUCUGUUACUUAAGAUUUGCUUAGAGUUACCUAAGAAUUAUCAAGUUUUACUUGAAGUGGAGCAGCAGGACUUUGUAGUUGUAUGCUUGAUUUGGGGAUAGACAAAGAGCUGUCCCUGAGGGCCUGUAGGCAGCUGCCGCCUCACCUCUUCAUGCUUUCAGCUUGAGGGGGGCUCCCACUGCCUCAGCAGGAGCAAUUCUGUAUCCCUAAUUCUGUCAAAACCAAUGGAGGUGACUAAAUUCUCUAACAUGAAGUGUUCUUUCUUUUUCAUUUAUCCUUUCUUUUCCUAGGUCAGUUGCAUAGGUGUCAGUCUUUGGCCUAAAAAAAGGGUUUAAAUAGAUGUAUGUUCUAUAAAUAGUGGCUGUCCCACUACUGUGGCUGCAAUUUAAGUAUUUGACAAAGAAUGUUUCUAUUUUUAUUUUCCAUAUUUUUUUCAAAAACAUCACUCAGAAAAACCUGAUCUGAAUGAGUUUACACUUUUAUUCUCAUUUCAUAUGGACAUAACUGGCUCCUUAGUGAACCUGUUCAUAGUGAAACAACUCCAUGGAGAAGCAAAUGUGAAUGUUGGAAUGAACAAAUGCUAAAGAGAUGUUCCUCUCUUUCCUUCUUCCCUACUCCCCC